Molecule: messenger RNA, 524 nt
Organism: Pseudogymnoascus verrucosus
Lineage: Eukaryota; Fungi; Ascomycota; Leotiomycetes; Thelebolales; Thelebolaceae
Gene: RSM27
Product: mitochondral 37S ribosomal protein S27
Exons: 3
Coding region: 49-390 (113 amino acids)
Cellular component (GO): mitochondrion
Source: RefSeq, a predicted model, not a curated record
CGAGGCCAUGAGAGCUUGACCAAAUCUCCCCCAAGAACAUCAUCAACCAUGUCGGUCGCACGGUCGAGAGUUGUGGAUCUCAUGAAGACGCAAUGCAAGAUCUUUUCGACAACCUUCAACCCGGAAGGAGUUCGAACCGGUAACAAGAUUCUGCGACAGCGACUAAAGGGCCCGGCGCUGGCAGCAUAUUACCCGCGGAGAGUUGUGACUUUAAAUGACCUCCAAAAGGCAUACCCGGAGCUGAAGACGUGGAACGAGAAGGAGGAGGAACGCCUGGAGAGUGUUGCCAUUACCAAAGCUCGUGGAAAGGGCGCGCCAAAGAAGAAGCGCACGGCAGCAGAGUCCAAGAAGUUCAAGGGCAAGAAGAAGGUCACCACCGAGGAGGCUUGAGAUGGGGCGUGGCCUGUAUAUUAGUGUAUAAUGGCAUUGACGGCGUUUGGAAACCGGGGGUAUAUCAGAUUCAUAAACAGUUCCUGUGUAAAUCAAAUACUUUUAUGAUUAUACAACAGUUCGAUCAGAAAACA